Molecule: messenger RNA, 1874 nt
Organism: Drosophila erecta
Lineage: Eukaryota; Metazoa; Arthropoda; Insecta; Diptera; Drosophilidae
Gene: mia
Product: transcription initiation factor TFIID subunit 6
Biological process (GO): RNA polymerase II preinitiation complex assembly; transcription initiation at RNA polymerase II promoter
Cellular component (GO): SLIK (SAGA-like) complex; transcription factor TFIID complex; SAGA complex
Molecular function (GO): protein heterodimerization activity; transcription coactivator activity; RNA polymerase II general transcription initiation factor activity
Source: RefSeq, a predicted model, not a curated record
AUCACUACUGCCAAAAUGUGGCAAUUUGAAAAAAAAAAGGCAACUGAAAUGAGAACGCCUCAGAAUGAAAUGCCCGACAAGGAGGAGAGCUUCAGCAAAAAGUCCUUGUCGUUGCGUUCUUUGUCCGCGAUAUCCUUGCACAAAACUGGUCAGCGGCUGGACGACGGAGUAGCCGAGUGGCUUUCCCUUAAUAUUAAGGAAGACAUUAAAAACCUGCUAAACGAGGCGGGAAAAUACAUGCGACGCAUCCGGGAGCGCCGGUUGAACCUGUCCCACAUCCAGCAUGCUGUCCGAAUGGACGACAACCUGUGCCCUGACAUUUUUUUCAGGCUGAUCCAUUGCGACGAUUGCACAAGGCCUCUGGCCGAAAAUGUACCCAGAACCGUCGGCGAGGCUGUAACUACCGAAAAUGAGGAUAAACCUCUCGAUGUCGUGCCAGAUUCCGCACCGGAGAUUUCUUUGGAGCCGGCUCCCGUCCACUCCGGCUGGCUAAAAGUGGAGCAGGUGCUGCUAAAUCCCUGGAAGAGCUAUCCGCUGACCAAGGAACAGCAGUCCUUCUUCGAGUUGGUUACCGAGGCCUGCAUGGGCAUAUCGGAAUCCCGGCGCCAGCGGGCCCUCCAAACUCUCUCUACUGAUCCGUCGCUAGAGGUGUUGCUGCCCAGGCUGAUCACGUUCAUCGCGGACGCAGUGGCUAUCAACGUUACCCAGCAGAACUUGUCGCUGCUCCUUUACCUUAUGCGCAUGGUCAGAGCCGUUUUGGGAAACCAUCGCUUCAGCUUGUUGCAAUAUCUUCACCUGCUCCUGCCGGCCGUUCUUUCCUGCCUGUUGGCUAAACAAGUGUGCGCAUCUCCUGACGUGGAGGAUCACUGGGCCUUGAGGGAAUACUCCGGAAACAUAAUGGCCCAUAUAGGACGCCAGUUCAACGCUGCCGACAACAGCAUCCUGCCCAGAGUCAUUGGGGUUUACAAAAAGGCGCUGUUGAUGAAGCCACUGACGACGGUCUUUGGAGCAGUCAUUGGCCUGGGAAAGAUGGGGAAUUACGCAGUGCGCGCCUGCAUUGUGCCUCAAUUAAAGUAUCUAUCUGAACACAUCCAGCCACACAUGACCGCCAGUAAUGGCUCUUCCAGCUCCAGCCUAGACAAACAGGCAGCUAAGUACAUUCGCCAUCGGGUGGUGAAGAUGUGCACUCCCGUGCUGAUGAGCUUACAUCAACCACCGGAUCUGCCGGAACAGUAUUUGGACAAAUAUGGAUCUUUGGGCCCACCGUUGAGCGAUUCCGUCAUCGUGACGCGUAUGAAGUUACAAGCAGUGGCUGCAGCCAAGGCGGAAGCAGAAGUGGCGCUAAGAAAAAUGGCUGCAGAACACCAUUACUCCAGAGUGGCAGGAGCUCGACAUGUCGGCUCCAACGGUCUUAUCCCUGGCAGCCAGCUGCCCAGCAAUGGUGUUCGUCACACGAGCCAAGCAUCGCAAUCAAUUCUUUCUAUGAAUGGACAAACCGUCAAUACCCCGACGAAAAUUCCAUGCAAUCCAAUGCUUCAGUAUCAGAAGCAGGCCAUCGUUUCCAAGCCAUCGGACUUCGUGGUUCCUCAAUCGGUGCAAUUCAGAAACGUUGUUAUCCCGCCCACUUCCCAGCGCUCCAUUUCGCCAUCCAGGAACGGAAUAGUUUUAAAGCCAAACAACUUUGUGUUAUUCCACCCUUCAUAAAUGGAUUUGUUCCUACGCCAUGCAAUAAUGGCAGAAUGUCCAUUAAUUACUUACUUCAAUAGCCGAUCUCUGUAAAAAUACUUAUAACUUUGAUAUUAAUAAGCUUUUCAUUUUAAUUUUAAUUUUUUUGCGGUCCUUGAAAGGCCUUGAAGCCUUAAUAAAAACAUCAA